UUAUGUGAGGAAAAUUUCUGUGAAAUUGCUUUCGAUGGAGACAAAGACUCAGCAUACUCCUCCAAUGCCGAACACCACCAUUCCAAACCAAAAUCCUACAGACCCAGUUCUCAGUCAGUCCAACAUAUCCAGUGUCGGCCAGACAUCCAACCUGCAGAACAUGCCUGGAAGAACUCUGUAAGUAAUUCUGUAGGGCAAGGUGCAGCACCAGAUAUUUAUGCCAAUGCGCAAAGACAAAUGCCGGGAAGGCAACACCAGCAACAAAUGAUUUCUCAACAGAAGCAGCAAUUUCAGAAUCAGCUUAUUUACCACCAGCAGUUUCAACAACGGUUACUAAAACGGAAGUUGCAGCAUCCUUCACUCUUGCAACCGCAUUUGCAACAGCAGCAGCUGCAACAAUCUCUGUUGCAGCCAACCCAACUGCAAUCUUCUCAACAGUCUCUGAUGCAAAUGUCAUCAGGUCUUCAGUCAGGUCAGUCCACUAUUCAGCAGCCACAGCCUACAAUGAUGCAGUCAGCUGCGCAACCUGGCCUUCAACAGAAUCAACUGAAUUCAAUCCAGCAAUCAGUACCAUCUUUGCUUCAGCAACAUCCACAAUCAGUUGCAAGACAGCAACAACAUGUACAGCCUUCUAUUCAUCAACAAACACCUUCGCUUCAGCAGCAGCUAACUCGGGACUUCCAUAUUUUCCUGAAGCCUCAUCGAGCUGCAUCAGUGGAUUCAACAGCUCAGACAGGACAUGCGGGUGUUUCUGAUUUGCCGGAGGAGAUCUAUCAAAAGAUAAAAUCCAUGAGGGAUAUGUACUUUGCAGACAUCAAUGAGCUUUACCGAAGGAUUGCUUUGAAGUUCCAGCAGCAUGAUGCUUUCAUACCACCUGCAAAGCCAUCAGAACAGUAUGAAAAAAUGAAAAACUUUAAGAUGAUGUUAGAGCGUACUUUAGCGUUUCUACAGAUCUCAAAGAAUAAUAUUCAACCUGGUUUGAAGGAAAGAAUUCCUCUGUAUGAGAAACAAAUUGUUAAUAUUCUAACUUCAAAUAAGAAGAAAGUUGUACCUUCACAAUCUCAGGGAUAACAACAAUUCCAGCAUCCUGGUGGACUUACUCACUCCAGGCCGCAGCAACAACCAUCCCUAAUUUCUCAGCUGCAGCAGCAUGACAAUCACCCAAACCAGGUGCAACAAAUGAAUUUGCAAGGUUCAGCAACUUCAAUGCAGCCAUCUGCUGUGACCGGCAUGCAACAUGUAUCCAUGCCUUCAACAAUGAACUUUGGGGUUCCAACAACACAGCAGAAUUUCACAAAUGCAUUACAGCCUGAUGCUAAUCUGGAUUCAGUUCAGGGCAGUUCGUUUAAUUCAUUGCAGCAGGGUGCUAUGGGCUCCAUGCCACAAAGUGGUGUGGGAUCUGUACCAAAUACCAUCAAUGCACCUCAACAGACCAAUGCCAAUACCCUAUCAAACAGCUCUAUGAAUACAUUACAACCUAAUGCUAGUCUUGUGCAACCAAGUUCUAACACAGUACAGCAGCACUAUUUGAAGCAGCAACAGCAGGAUCAACAACAGCAAUUGAUGCAAAGUCAGCAAAUGAAGCAGCAAUUACAACAGCGACAUGUGCAACCAAUGCUUCAGCAUCAGCAAAAGCAGCAAUUACUGCAGUCGCAGCAAUUAAAAGAGGCACUUGUAUCUGUUUGUUUCCUCUUCAUUCUCAUUAUUUUGAGUUGCUGGCUUUGAUGGAAGUAAGUUUUCUGACUUUAUGAUACUGUAGGCUGAUUAUCUGAGGAAAAUUUGUCAGAAAAUACUUUCUAUCGAGACAAAGGCUUUAAUCCCCCUUUUCUUGUUUUAUGUACAAGAAAAGGCUCCUAUUCCUGUAUCAUUUCUCUGUAUGACUUUUAUAUGAUUUUCUCCAAUGUGUUGUGCCAAGAGAGCAUUCAAGA
Messenger RNA from Phoenix dactylifera (date palm), 1928 nucleotides. NCBI's taxonomy places the organism in Eukaryota, Viridiplantae, Streptophyta, Magnoliopsida, Arecales, Arecaceae. The record is from RefSeq and is a predicted model, not a curated record.